AUGGAACUCGUAUUCUUAAGCGUCAGAUAUAUACGUAUAUAUAUAUUACUGGACGAAUUUAAUUUACUCAGAGAUACAGUUCCUUUGGUUCUUAUUGUUGCAAAAAUUCGUAUUAUUCCAUUACUUUGGAAUAAAUGCCGUUAG
Messenger RNA from Phytomonas sp. Hart1, 144 nucleotides. The record is from the annotation of a GenBank genome assembly. Lineage: Eukaryota; Euglenozoa; Kinetoplastea; Trypanosomatida; Trypanosomatidae.